GCAGCGCUAUGGAGGCCGGGGAAGAGAAGGAGCGACGAGAGCGAAGAUAUAUGAAUCGCGUUUUGUCAAGACCCGUUCUGCUAUCGUUCUUGCUCCUGCUUCACUUUCAACAUGUCUCAUCACUGAGAUCGUUGUCUCGAUUGUCUCUGAGUGCCAGAAACGAAGUUGUUCGUGGGAACAUCAGAAAAUUGUCAAGCACGUCUGAAUUUGCGAGGAAGGAUUAUGUAGCAAGGCUCCGAGGAGGAAAAGACAUUCCGAUCGACAUGCAAAUUGUGCAUUGGUUGACGCACUCAAGGGGUGGUCAGCUCAUCGCUGUCGUCAUGUUCGCCUGUGGCGUAUACAUGAUUCCAGCAUUGCCGAGGAUCAAAUCGGUCAGCCCCAUCUACAUCAGACAGUUUAAGAUUGGGGUUGUUCUGUUGGUAGCCGGCACUCUGCUUUUCUUGGCAGGUCCGGUGAUCAAGCACUAUCUUGGCGCGUGGUCGAUGGGCUUCAUGCCGUUGUCGCACUCGAUCAUGAUGGCUGGGGGGGUUUUCAUCUGGGCGGCAGUUGGAGAGGCGAUUGCAGAUGCAAGGGAUGAGCAACUGGAUGAUGAAACCAGAGACCCGAAUACAGACACCUUUUCAUCCAACUACAAGCUGAUUGGAUGAGAUUAUUGUUACUUUAGAAUACUUGAUUGUUUCUCUGUGAAUAGCAUGAACCUUC
Guillardia theta CCMP2712 is the source of this 702-nucleotide messenger RNA. RefSeq lists its product as hypothetical. Lineage: Eukaryota; Cryptophyceae; Pyrenomonadales; Geminigeraceae. The coding region runs from base 9 to 647 and encodes 212 amino acids. The transcript is spliced from 7 exons. The record is from RefSeq and is a predicted model, not a curated record.